Bolinopsis microptera is the source of this 1101-nucleotide messenger RNA. Its product is annotated as growth/differentiation factor 6-B-like. NCBI's taxonomy places the organism in Eukaryota, Metazoa, Ctenophora, Tentaculata, Lobata, Bolinopsidae. Gene Ontology annotation, molecular function: growth factor activity; cytokine activity. Gene Ontology annotation, cellular component: extracellular region. The record is from RefSeq and is a predicted model, not a curated record.
AUGACGUCACUUCAGGGAUCGAGCAGGACUUUGCUCUGCAGCUUCGUUAUCUUCCUCAGUAGCUUCACACAUCUCGACUGUGGAGGUGAUAACGAGGUAUCAGCCCCGGAUUAUCUGAUAGAGCUCUACAACAAGUUCAACAGAGGAGUCGGAGAAGUGGAGGAGGAGGAAGAGAACGCUAACAAGAUAUUCACAUUUUACAGAUCAGGUGUGACAGAAUUGGAAGGUUUCUAUUUACCACAAAAAGCGAAAUUGGAUUUUAAUAUAUCAGCUUUUAACAGAGAGGAUAGAAUCUUAGCUUCAAAUCUGAGAGUAUUUGUGGGCGAUAUAAGUGAGAGUAUACCUUUAACAAAAGAGGGCUCCGUUACAGCCGUAACAUUGAAAACGACCUGUAAAACGAGAAUAUACGACCGCUCAGAUGUUUUACUGGUGAAAGGAAGGGUUUGGAGACAUACUAAACAGCUGAAGAAGUCAGACACUGGACAGUGGAUAAAGAUCAAAGUAAGCUCCAUAGAACGCACCCUAAAUAACCUCACCCCCUACCGACACUUCUACCACUUCGUGGUGCGCUGCUCCAUCACCACCCAGCUCAGUCAUGGUUACCUGGACAAAUACGGGGGCAGAACCCCUAUCUUCAGCAUCUCCAGGAGCAAGGAGCCAACCCUGGUGGUGUACACAGUGAAUAACUCAUCUAAGCCCUUUAGAGAGUACAUGAGGAGUAACCAAGAGGGGAGACAGGCCGCUCUCGGGGAGGGAGACCAGGGAGUGCGAGCUAGCAGGGGCUUCCAACAUAGGUGUGUCCUCAUGGAUCUGUAUUUAAACUUCACUAAACUAGGCUGGGGCAGUAAGAUAAUCCACCCGCUAGAGCUAAAGAUAAAUCAGUGCGCGGGGCAGUGUCCCUACCCUAUGUCCCAUGCCAUCGACCACUCAACCAGUGCUCUCUUCAGAGGGGCCUGGUACAAGAAAUUCCCGGACUCGGUAGCGAGGCCCUGCUGUGUACCUUCCACUUACAAGCCUGCUACUCUAAUGUUGAGUGGUGAUCACGUGACUGUGCUUAAAAAGUUUGAUGAUUUGAUUGUCAGUAAAUGUAAGUGUUUGUAG